AUGCCGUCUGGUCGUUUACUAUCAAAUCUGAAAAGAUCCUGGGGUUCAAAUAUGGACGGAAUUUGUGCUGAUUUAAAGGCAUACAAUUCUCAAUUAAACAAAACGAUAAAAUCUGGUCUAAUAGCGAAUUUUGUAGAAUAUUGCGCUAGAGACAUUAUGCCAUUUCAAGCAGUUCAAGGACCUGGAUUUAUAAAUAUUUUACAAAGAUUUGCCGACUUAGGGGCAACAUAUGGUAAAUUGGAUGUUAUUAAUAAGAUCGUCCCUUGUGCUACAACAGUUAGCCGCAACUUAUCCAAAUUACUCAAUUUUUACAAUCCGCUGUUAAAAGGGGUUAUAGCAAUGUCGCACUUCGAAAUAUUUAUGACUUACGUGGUGCCUAUCAUUUUCGGGAUCAUCAUAUUGGUAGGCCUGAUAGGGAACCUGAUGGUUGUGGCGGUCGUGUACUUGAAGGAAUUAAAUUUUAAAAGGGAGAAGAAGAAAUUGUACUUCCAUCUUCCCAAAAACGCGGGCACCAAAAAUUCGCCCACGAAUAUUCUCAUCCUGAAUUUGGCGUUGACGGACAUCCUGUUUUUGGGGAUAUGCGUGCCGGCGACGGCUGUCACUUACUAUUUGGGGAAUUGGCCCUUCGGAAGCCCGGCGUGCAAAAUAGUGCAGUACCUGAUCUACGCCACCGCGUACGCCAGCAUAUACACCUUGGUUCUCAUGUCGAUGGAUAGGUACUUGGCCAUCGUGCAUCCUUUCACCCUCUCCGUCAGGUACAGGAACAAAAAAAAUGUUCUGAUAGCCAUAGUGGUGUGUUGGAUCCUCAUCCUAUGCGGUAAUAUCCAGGUUUUGGUGUCCUACCAAGCCAUAACUGAAAGGUUCUUCAAAUACGGCGGCCCUGAUGGCAUGGAUAACUAUGUCGAUAACAUCCUCGAUUUGCUUUUAAAUCUCCACACGCAUGAACAUCAUCUCGUCAGGGGUAGAGACAAACGGUUUUUUUCGAAUAGAUCGACUCGUUUAGACGAUAAAGGUUAUUUACCGAUUGAAUACGAUUACGAUUAUUUGAAUUCUGUUCAAACCUUAUCCGAUAAAAGGGUUACCCCUAUUAGUGCUAGCAUGAAUAUGGAGCGGCAGUUUUCUACGAAUAUGGAUGGUAGAUAUUCCGGUAACCGACUCAAAAAUACGGCAUCAUCUAAGAUACUUCAGUUUGAAGAUAUAACCAUAUGCUUGAUGCUCGAUCCGUGGAAGGAAAAGGUGUUAUUUCUAACCUUUUUCGUAUUUGGAUUGGCUCUACCGCUGCUGAUAAUUUCCCUUUUAUAUCUACGCCUGUUGAAAGUUUUAUGGAACAAAAAUUCCGCGACAAAUUUUAUCGAUCGCGGUACUUACAAAAUUAAUGCCACGCGUGUCAAUAAUUGUACCAUCGACCAUAUCAUCGAACACGGAAGUUUGUUUUGUCAAUUCGCGAAUACGCCCAGCCAUAUCCUUCCCACGAUACCCUUAAUGUAUCCAGGGUGCAAGAAUUGCAAAUUGACCCCCGACGUUAGUACCAAAAAAUUGAGAAGAAAGAGAGCGAUCAGCUGGAGAAAAGUGACCAAAAUGGUGAUAAUCAUAGUUCUAGCUUUUGUCGCUUGUUGGUUUCCCAUUCACAUCAUAUUCUUCGUCAUUCACGUGAUAGGUUACCACAAUAAAACGAUACUCAUGAUUCAAGCCGUCACUCAAUGUCUCGCUUACAUGAAUUCCUGCCUCAAUCCCAUCUUGUAUUCCCUCCUUUCCGACAAUUUUAAAGAUGGGUACAAACAGCUAAUCGCCAUGAUUUGUCGGUUAGGACCAAAGUGGGUAGAAAAAUUGUGUUGUGGGGUGUCAGCUGAUAAAUAUGGCCCCCAAGACGCGAUACAGCCUCCUUACCACGACGAAUACUGUACCUUUCUCGAUGACCACGAUAAAAGCCGCGAGAAAUUCGCUCAGCGUAGAAAAAAGGGGGGAAGUUUUAGACACAGCUUUCGGAGAAGUUGUUAUAAGAAAGGCGUUCCUUUGAGAUCCACGUCGCUCAUCGACUUUAACGAUUAUCGUCUACGCGAAAAUUUAGUUCCGCAUCCGCGUCGAAAUUUAUAAAUUACGGCAUUCAUCGGAAUUAC
Messenger RNA from Gordionus sp. m RMFG-2023, 2117 nucleotides. RefSeq lists its product as uncharacterized. Bases 1 to 2094 code for a protein of 697 amino acids. Gene Ontology annotation, cellular component: plasma membrane. Gene Ontology annotation, biological process: neuropeptide signaling pathway. The transcript has 4 exons. NCBI's taxonomy places the organism in Eukaryota, Metazoa, Nematomorpha, Gordioida, Chordodea, Parachordodidae. The record is from RefSeq and is a predicted model, not a curated record. Gene Ontology annotation, molecular function: G protein-coupled peptide receptor activity.